Messenger RNA from Cuscuta campestris, 1650 nucleotides. Lineage: Eukaryota; Viridiplantae; Streptophyta; Magnoliopsida; Solanales; Convolvulaceae. The record is from the annotation of a GenBank genome assembly.
CAUUAAUUCCUUGGCCUGGCCACCUUCACCUUCUUCAUCUUCAUCAUCUCUUUGGUAAUAUCAUUCAAUUCGAUCAUGCCAUGCGUUCCUCCUUUUCAUGAUCGAUUACUAAUUAUAACCAUCUCGUGUUGAUGAUCCAGCCCAGAUUUGAAAAUGAAGAACGAGAAAAGCCAAAUAAUGACAGCAAAUAAGAUGAUGAUGAAUUCUCACAGGCAUCUCCACAUCCUAAUUCUAUAUUUUCUCUUCUUCGGCUCCGGUCUAGUCAUCGGAAUGUCCAUAAGUUUCUACCUAAAAGACCCUCCAUUUAACUUACAGCUCAAGCUCUUCUCCGCCGCCCAUCCCCCUCCCCUGCUGCAACCCACGGCACCACGUAAAAUUAUAACCCAAGACCCCCUCUCCACACUAUCUCAGCUGGACCCCGCAUUAUUUCCCAGGCAGCGACCCCCGCCACCGCAGAAAAGCCGGGCGACACCACAACCCGCAGGGAAGCUGGUCACUCUACAGGAGUACCUAAAGCCGCCGCCGUGCAUGCAUGGGAUGAGCGAUGAGGAGCUGUUGUGGAGGGCAUCACAUGUUCCAAAAGUGAAAAAGGCACCAUUUACGUACCGCCCGAAAGUAGCCUUCAUGUUCUUGGCGAGGGGGACCUUGCCAUUGGCGCCACUCUGGGAGCAGUUCUUCCGAGGGCAUGAUGGUCUUUAUUCCAUCUAUAUUCAUUCACAGCCAUCCUUCAGUGGAGUUGCUCAUGAAGAAGGUCAUGUGUUUCGCGGAAGAAGAAUACCUAGCAAGACAGUGGAGUGGGGAGAGUUCAACAUGAUAGAAGCAGAGCGACGGCUACUAGCGAACGCGUUGCUUGAUUACUCAAACCAGCGGUUCGUUCUGUUGUCGGAGGCAUGCAUUCCCCUCUUCAACUUCUCCACAGUUUACACCUACUUGAUGCGUUCCACCCAGACGUUCAUCGAGGCCUACGACCUCCCUGGACCGGUUGGGCGCGGCCGCUACAACAAGCUGAUGGAACCCGACAUCACCCUCGACCAGUGGCUCAAGGGAUCCCAGUGGUUCCAGGUUGACCGUCACAUUGCGGUCGAGCUCGUGUCCGACACAAAGUACUUCGCACUCUUUCGGGACUACUGUCAGCCGGCCUGCUACUCCGACGAGCAUUACUUCCCUACGUUUGUAACCAUGAUGUUCUCCUACAAGAACUCCAACCGGACGUUGACUUGGGUUGACUGGUCCCAGGGUGGCCCACACCCCUCCACGUAUGAUGGCCCCGACAUCUCCGCCGACUUCCUGAACACCAUGAGGAAUGGCACCCGCUGCCGCUACAACGGCAGGACCACCGCUAUUUGCCACCUAUUUGCUAGGAAAUUUUUGCCCACCGCGUUGAAUAGGCUAUUGAGAUUAGCACCAAAAGUAAUGAUGUUUAAUUGAUUGAUUACACUCAUUAUCUGUUUGUCGGCAUCUAUACAGUGUGAGGGUACUACAGUAGUACAGUUGUGAUUAAUCUCCAAUAUCUCUCUAUUUGAAACACCUUGUUUACCGCGUAGAUAGAGAGUACUACUCUCUAGUGCACAGUGAUUUAUUACUACUUCCUUCGUUCUCAAAAAUUCUUGCUCUUUCAUUUUUUACUUUCAACAAAACACUUUCACUUUC